Symbiodinium natans is the source of this 3219-nucleotide messenger RNA. The record is from the annotation of a GenBank genome assembly. Lineage: Eukaryota; Dinophyceae; Suessiales; Symbiodiniaceae.
AUGGCUGCGAUGCUGCAGGCCGAGGCAGAUCGAUCUCGUACUGAGCCCGUCGCCACAGAGCCCGUCGCCACAGAGCCCGUCACUGGCUACCGGGAUGUGGAUGAGAUGCGCCGGCUCCUGCAGCAGCGGCAGGCGCCGCAGCCCCGGGUGCCGCAGCCCCGGGUGGCUGCGCCCCGGGCGGCGCAGCAGGCGCGAGAGCCAGUAGAACUGCCGCCCGCGACCGCACCCGAGCUGCAGGAGCAGUUCGUACGCUUGACCCAGGAGAAGCGAGAACUCAAGGACUAUGCCGAGCGUGUGACCCGCGAGCUGCGACGCUACCAGCAGAGCCGACCCCCGCCAGAGGCCGGGCCUGAGGAUGAGCUGCCGCUUCCACCCUGGGCCACGAACAUGCAGAUGAUGUCGCCCCUCCUCUUUUCAUACGAAGAGCGGAUCUCCGAGCUGGAGGCUGUCAUCGAGCGGUCUGUGAGUAUUGCCGAGCAGGCGCAGCUCCUCGCCCAGGAGAACGACCAGCUCCGUACAGAGCUGCAGGAACGCACCGAGCAGCUGCGCAAUGUGCAGCUGCUUGGGUACGGGACAGGGGAACCUGGCCUCGUAGAUGCCCAGGAUCAACACGAAGAGGUCCAGGAGCUGUACCGCCUCAGUGUGGAACAGAAUGAGGCGCUGGCCCAGCAAAAUCAGCUGCUAAAGCUGCAGCUGGAGCGCAUGCAGCAGACACUUGCAGCAGGACGGCAACAGGCCCAGGAGGUCUACGCCAAGGCUAGCGAGAACACCAGCGCCCUGGCAGAGGAAGUGCAGAGGGGUGAGGCUUUGGCCCAGCAGCGGGCCAUCGCCGAGCAGCGCUUGGACGAGGUGACCUCAGAGCUGGUGGAUCAGGUGCAGAGGCAGACAAACGAAAUCAACCAGAAGUCCUUUCAGGAGCGAUGUGCCUUGGCGCUUGACGAGGAGGAGCGGCUCAAGGCCGACCUUGCCCGAACGCAGAAGCGCGAGGGCGAGUAUCGGCGCCAGGCGCUGGAAGCCCGGAAUGGGCUGGACGAGAGGGCAGAGGAGCUUCACCUGAUCCGGAAGGACCUCAAAGAGCUCGAAGCCACCAAGCAAGAGGCUCAGCAGCUGCUGCAGACUGCCGACACGAUGGAUCGGCAGCUGAUAGACAUCCGUCAAGCGCAUGAGGACAAGGCGGCUCAGCUCAAGGACCGCGAGGCCCGGCUGAUGGAGCUCCAGAUUGAGAAGGACCGCCUCAAGAGCACGGAAGAGGCCACGAAAAAGCAGGCAGAGCGCUUGGAGGCCCGCCUGAAGGAGGAGAUUGGCACCCUGAAGCGUGAGAAGGAGCAAGAGCUUCAGACCCUUAAGAGCUCCCAGCAGAAGGCCCUUGAGGACCUACGCAGGAAGCUCCGGAGCAGCGAGCAGGCCUCCUCCGAAGCCACCGCCAAGGCCGAGCGCCUUGAGAAGCAGCAAGAGUGGCAGGCCUCAGCCUUAGAAAGACAGAGCUCUGCUUACAAGGAAGAGCACGAGAAGCUGCAAGGUGACUACCAGGAGUGCCAGCAGGCGCGACGGCGCCUCGAGCAGCAGCUGGUAGAAGUCAACCAGCAGCUUGCAAAGUUCCGGAACAGCAUGGACUCGGCCGCCGUUGAUGCGAAGGAGCAGCUUGCAAGGGCAGCCGCGGAGCAGGCCAGUCUUCAGUCCCAGCUCCAAGCUGCCGAACAGCGGCUGACAAGCGUGCAGCAGGAUCUGCAGGCGACGUCUGCAAGAGCUUUGGCUGCAGAGGAAGGCCUCUCAAAAGUGCAGCUCGAGCUGCAGGAAUCGCGCCUCAAAGCCAACAGCGAGGUGGAGGCCACAAAGCGGCAAGCGGAGGCCGACUACCGGCGCCUCACGCGACAAAUGAAGGCCCUGCAGUCGAGAGCCCAAGACGAGGAGCAACGCGCAUCGCAACUUCUCCGAGCGCAAGAAGCGUUGAGAUUGCAGUGGCAGUCCGAGCUUGGCAUGGAGCGUGAAGAGUUGGAGUCCCAGGUGGAGAGACUGCGACGAGAAAAUGCUGCCAUCCGCGUCAGGGUGCGAGACGGCUUCCAGACUCUCAUCUAUUCGAUGUCGAAGUGCAUCGUGGCCGCCGCCGUCUUGCAGCUGGUGGAGGAGGGGCACCUGAACCUGGAUGAUGAGCUGGCCAAGCACAUCCCAGCUUUCAAGAAUCCCAAGGUUCUUGCGGAACGGCCUGACGGCAUGCCGGACUUCGGCAGGCUUGUGCCAAGUAGACGGCCCAUCACCAUCCGACACCUGUUGACCCACACCUCUGGGAUUUCCUGCGGACUGGCGCCGGUGCUUGACGGCCCCAGGGUCAGGAGCGCUCGUGAACGCGCUUGGGCCAACAUCUAUGCGCCGCUGGUAGAUCGUGUGGACAACAACGAGUUCAAGAGUUUGGCGGAUUGGGUGCAGGAGCUGGCCACCAUCCCACUCGUUAGUCAUCCAGGCCAGCACUAUGGUUAUGGCUACAGCUACGACGUGCUCGGGCACCUGAUCGAGCUGAAGUCAGGCCAGCAACUGGAGGCCUACCUCUGUGACCAUAUCUUGAGGCCCUUGGGAAUGAGCGACACCAGCUUCAGCUUGCGGGCAGCUUCCAAAACUCGGAGGCUGAGCGUUCUGUACAGGUACACGAAGUCUUCGCUCUGGGGCGGCACUGGGAAGAACUUCCGGUUGGUCCGCGUGGACCCUCCAAAGCAAGGUGCAAAGAGUCGCUGGCUGGGCCGUUGUCGCCUACCCUCCGCCGGUGGAGGACUCUCCAGCCUGGAAGGGGGCUUGUUAAGCACACUGGACGACUAUGCUAAGUUCCUGCUGGCUGUCGUCAACGGUGGGCAACAUCCCAUCUCGGGUGUACGUGUCCUCAGCAAAGCAGCCGCUGAUUUGAUGAUGACGGACCUCAUGGACCAGCUUCGCUCACCGAGCGGCCGCGGUCCCCCAAGCAGUGCUCGGCCUUACGACAGCCCUGGGCUUGGGCUCAGCUGCAUUGGUGAAGUGCAGCGUCGGGGUGCGCCCAAGGACCAAUGGUUUGAUGGUGUCGAGGGAGUCCGACAGUGGGGUGGUGCGGCAAGCUGCGCGUUCAAGUACGACCCCAAUAAUGGGCGCCCAAUCCUGGCAAUGCUUGUGACACAGGCACUUCCCCAGGACGACGGGGCCACAAUCACCAAGUUUCUCAGGGGCAUCCGCCAGGUGAUCAAGGAGGAGUCUGUCUGA